AUGGCCAAUAUUUUCUUACAGAAUCCUAACACAUGGAAAACUACUCUUUGUAUCUUCCUCCUAACCACGACCUUUUUGGUUGCGUACUCCGCAAGAAUCCUAGAUGAACUUGACUCUCAACCACAAGCUAUAAGUAAUCUACCUGGACCUGGUGCUGCUGCUGAUGCUGGCGCUGCCAUUCCUUCUGGUGCUGCUGGCGCUAGCGUUAGUGCUGCCAUUCCUUCUGGUGCUGGCGUUGGCGCUGCCAUUCCUUCUGCUACAGCCAUACCUCAAGUAGGCCCUAUUACCGCUUCGCCAAGUGGCAUAACACCUGCAGCCACAAACAUUGACACUGUGACACCGGGAUCCGGUGAAGUAGAUCCCAAUGCAGACCCUUCAGAGAAUGAACUAGCACCAGCUGAGGAUAUCGCUCCAGUUGGAAGUCCUACUACAGACGAAACACCAGAAGAACUUCCUCAACCAGAAGCUGAAGCGCCACUCCCGGUGGUGACAGCCAAGCCUGUGGCAAAAGAGCCGUCGUUGUCUUUCUUCAUGCAUGAUAUUCUUGGUGGAUCACAUCCAUCGGCGCGAGUGGUAGCGGGAAUUGUAGCAAACACUGAUGUAACCGGCUUACCGUUCUCCAAGCUCAACAACAAUCUCUUCCCGAUCACCGGAGGAAUUCCAUUAGUUAACCCGAAACUCAACGGCAUUGUCACGAGCAACAAUCUACCUAACCUCGUAGGCCUCAACGCCGCACAAUCUUCAACUGUAUUCAAAAACAGUGGCACCAGCAACACUGUCUCCGGCGGAAACAACCAGCCGUUUGUUUCCGCGGGAAAUCUACCUGGCGGAUUCACAAUCCAGAAGCUCAUGUUUGGUUCUGCAACGGUGAUCGACGAUCAGUUAACAGAAGAGCAUGAGCUUGAUUCUUCUGUGAUUGGUAGAGCACAAGGCUUUUACUUGGCAAGUUCGUUGGACGGUACUAGUAAGACGAUUGUUCUUACUGUUUUGGUGCAUGGUGAGCAGCAUCAUGAUGGAGUUGAUGACACUAUAAGCCUGUUUGGGAUUCACAGGACAGCGUCGCUGGAAUCUGAGGUAGCGGUGAUUGGUGGGACUGGAAAGUUUGAGAAUGCUAGAGGAUAUGCUGCAGUUGAGACACUUUUGAAGGAGGAUCAACAUACAACAGAUGGAGCUGACACCAUUCUGCAUUUCAAUAUCUAUCUCACUGAGUAG
Messenger RNA from Lathyrus sativus (Indian pea), 1212 nucleotides. The record is from the annotation of a GenBank genome assembly. Lineage: Eukaryota; Viridiplantae; Streptophyta; Magnoliopsida; Fabales; Fabaceae.